AUGCCUCCUCCGUUCCCCUCGUCCCACCGGGGAAUGACCAAAAAUCCCGUCAAACCUAGUCGCUACCGCCCUGGAAAGGCUAUCGCAGAGGAGCACUCAUCCGAGGAAGAGGAGGAGGAAGAAGAAUACGAUGAAGCUGAACGGGAGGCGCGACGAGAACAAGAGCGGCGCAGACGAGCCGAGGCAUUGCGCCGAGCAAAAGCGCCCAAAGCGAGCUCAUUCCCAGCCUCUGCAGUAGCAACCCAAAAUGCCGAAGAGGAAGAUGAUGAGGAAGGGUUUGUCACCGAAGACGAAGAAGAUGACAAGCCCGCUGCACCUGCGCCGAAAGCAGUACCGCAACCUACGACUGAUGAUUUAAAACCUACUGUGCCCACAACGGCCGCGGAGAGCGCUGAAGAAGAAGAAGAAGAAGACGAAGAAGAAGAAGAAAGCUCCGAAGAAGAGAGCAGUUCCGAAGACGAAGCACCACGCCGCGUGCUCAUGCGUCCAACAUUCAUUAAAAAAGACCAGCGCAACACCGCAUCCACACUAGCCGGGCAAACAAAAGCCCAAGCGGACGCAGAUCGCGCCGCCGAAGCCGAAGCCAAACGCGCCGCACAACGCCAAGAAAAAGCAGACAACCUAAUCCGCGACCAACUUGAAAAAGAAGCGAUAGCCCGCUCAACCGCGAAUCGCGCCUGGGACGACGACGAGCUCAUCGAAGCCGAAGACGAAGAAGCCAUCGACGACACAGACGGUCUAGACCCCGAAGCCGAACGCGCAGCCUGGACACUCCGGGAACUGAAGCGCGUGCAGCGAGCUCGGGAAGCGAUCGAAGCGAGCGAGAAAGAGCGCGAGGAAAUUGAGCGCCGUCGGAACCUUACAGCUGAGGAGCGGGAGCGCGAAGACAGCGAGUUCAUCGCGAAGCAGAAAGAAGACCGCGAUGCUACGCGUGGACAGACGGGCUUUAUGCAGCGGUAUUUCCAUAAGGGUGCUUUCUUCCGUGGGGAUCUUGAGGCGGAGGGUCUUGAUCGUCGGGAGCUUAUGGGUGCGCGCUUUGAGGAUGAUGUCAAUCGUGAUACGUUGCCGGAGUACAUGCAGGUGCGGGACAUGACGAAGCUUGGAAAGAAGGGUCGGACGCGCUAUCGGGAUCUUAAGUCUGAGGAUACGGGGCGGUUUGGGGAUGGGUUGGAGAAUAGGCGGAGGAGGGAUGGGCCGCCUCAGGGUGUUACGGAUGAGCGGUUUAUGCCUGAUCACCAUCGGGGUGGCGAUGAUGGGGAUCGUGGACCAACUGGUGCUAAUGCUAGUGUUGUUCGACCUCGGUAUAGGUCGAGAUCGCGUUCGCCGAGGCGGGACAGACGUGAUGAUAGAGACUCCGGUCGGGUCGAGCGCAGUCGGUCUAGGGAGAGACGGAAGCGGAGUCCGUCGCCCUAUGAUGAUCGGGAGAAACGUCGGCGGGUAGAUAGUUCGUGA
Penicillium robsamsonii is the source of this 1452-nucleotide messenger RNA. RefSeq names its product microfibrillar-associated 1 family protein. Gene Ontology annotation, cellular component: U2-type spliceosomal complex. The coding region runs from base 1 to 1452 and encodes 483 amino acids. Gene Ontology annotation, biological process: mRNA splicing, via spliceosome. The record is from RefSeq and is a predicted model, not a curated record. Lineage: Eukaryota; Fungi; Ascomycota; Eurotiomycetes; Eurotiales; Aspergillaceae. Gene Ontology annotation, molecular function: RNA binding. The transcript has a single exon.